Messenger RNA from Alnus glutinosa, 1284 nucleotides. RefSeq names its product bifunctional dTDP-4-dehydrorhamnose 3,5-epimerase/dTDP-4-dehydrorhamnose reductase. Lineage: Eukaryota; Viridiplantae; Streptophyta; Magnoliopsida; Fagales; Betulaceae. The transcript has 2 exons. Bases 204 to 1112 code for a protein of 302 amino acids. The record is from RefSeq and is a predicted model, not a curated record. Gene Ontology annotation, biological process: S-adenosylmethionine biosynthetic process. Gene Ontology annotation, cellular component: methionine adenosyltransferase complex. Gene Ontology annotation, molecular function: methionine adenosyltransferase regulator activity.
UCCUCACAUUCUCUUCACACAGAAGCACCACCCCACGGCCUGGGGGCCACCCAUUUCUGUCUGUCCAAACCAAAACUGAAGAAGCUAAAAGAUCAGUAGUAUAUAUACACACAUUUGCAAGAUCCCAAUUCCCCCAGCUGUUAAUCUUCACACGUUACCCCACAAGAUCCAAACUUCACUCUCUCACGCUCUCAAUCUCUCUGAUGGGUUUCCCAGCCAACGGUGCGUCGGCCACGGACAAGCCACUCAAGUUCCUGAUCUAUGGGCGGACGGGCUGGAUAGGCGGCGUGCUGGGGCGGCUCUGCCAGGCGCAGAGCAUAGACUUCGCGUACGCCUCGGGCCGCCUCGAGGACCGCGCGUCGCUCGUUGCCGACUUGGCGGCCGUGAAGCCCACCCACGUCUUCAAUGCCGCGGGGGUCACCGGCCGGCCCAACGUGGACUGGUGCGAGUCCCACAAGGUCGAGACCAUCCGGACCAACGUGGUCGGGACUCUGACCUUGGCCGACGUGUGCAGAGAGAAAGGCCUGGUCUUGAUCAACUUCGCCACCGGGUGUAUCUUCGAGUACGAUUCGGAUCACCCAGUUGGGUCGGGAAUCGGGUUCAAGGAGGAGGACACGCCCAACUUCGUCGGAUCUUUCUAUUCCAAGACCAAGGCCAUGGUGGAAGAUCUCCUCAAUAAUUAUGAAAACGUCUGUACCUUGCGCGUCAGAAUGCCCAUCUCGUCCGAUCUAUCAAACCCGCGCAACUUCAUCACAAAGAUCACUCGAUAUGAGAAGGUAGUUAACAUUCCAAACUCAAUGACAAUAUUGGAUGAACUCCUGCCAAUCUCCAUUGAGAUGGCAAAGAGAAAUCUCACUGGAAUCUGGAACUUCACAAACCCUGGCGUGGUCAGCCACAAUGAGAUAUUAGAGAUGUAUAGGGAAUACAUUGACCCCUACUUCACAUGGAAGAACUUUACUCUUGAGGAGCAGGCAAAGGUGAUCAUUGCCCCAAGAAGCAACAAUGAGCUUGAUGCAACCAAAUUGAAGCAGGAAUUUCCUGAACUCUUACCCAUCAAGGAGUCCCUCAUUAAGUAUGUAUUCAAACCAAAUCAAAAGACCACUGGGGCUUGAAAGUUUUAGGUUCGAAUUUCUCAGUUUCCCUAUUGCUAUUUGUUUUAUUCUGUUCGUUUGGGUUGAUGCGAUCUAUCCACCAUAUGACAUGCAUGAUUGCCCUCUUUGUAUUUGAAUGUUGUAUUUGUAUUUUGAUGAUGAAUAAAUUAGAUGGAAGUGAUUUUUCAAGGUA